CAGGUCGCAGUAGACCACGUUCUUAUAAUGAUUAAAAUUUUAUCUAAUUGUGCACUCUUUCCUGGUGAUAAUGAGCCGUGGGACAAUGAGGGGACGUCGGCGUAUCUCCGAAUGCAAGGUAUUUCAAUUGAAUGCGAUAGUGAGGAAAAAUUGAAAUUAGUUUUACGAUAUCAGAAGCAGAAGGGUUUCGAUUUUAUGAGAAUUGCCCGCUUUCCGCAAAUCACUGUUGAAGUUCUAGUGAAAGCUAGUAAAGUGCCUAAUUUCAAAAAAGUACUCGAAACACAUCAUAUCGAAUAUCGAGUGUUUAUUAAAGAUAUGGAAAAAAUCGUUGCUGUUGAAUAUGCCGCACAACAAGAAUUUGAACCAAAAGAUAAUAAUCAUGGUCGAAUGUUUAAUACAACAUUUUCCUUUAAUUAUUUUCCACGCUAUCAAACAAUAAAUAAUUUUUUAGAUUCUGUAUCAAUGAGAAAUAAGGAUGUGACUUUAUUGGAUCUUGGCUUAUCUACAGAGAAACGUAAAAUGUAUGGUGUGAAAAUUUCAUCAGGUGGAAGAAAUAAACCUUCGAUUGUAAUUGAUGCUGGAAUUCAUGGGCGAGAAUGGAUUGCACCUGUCACUGCGCUUUUCGCCAUUAAUGAACUCGUGCAACUCAAUAACAAACAACUUUAUAGAAACGUCGAUUGGUAUAUUAUUCCAUUGCUAAAUCCCGAUGGUUACGAAUUUUCACACACUAAAAAUCGCCUUUGGAAGAAAACAAGAUCGAAAACUAGAGGUUCGAUUUGUAGAGGUGUUGAUGCGAAUAAAAAUUUCGAUUUUAUGUGGAUGGAAACUGGCGCUUCGAGUGAACCAUGUGAUGCAAUAUACGCAGGAAGUAAAUCAUUCUCAGAACCUGAAACUCGAAAUUUUCGAAAUUUUAUACAAGGCAGUAAUAAGAAUAUCAAAGUUUAUAUAUCCAUGCACUCUUACGGUCAGUAUUUUCGACAUCCUUGGGGUUAUACUGAAAAGCUUCCUCAAAAUGAACCAAUACUUAGAAAAGUAGGUCAAGAGGCAGCUGAUGCACUAGCCAAUAUUUACGGAACCCAGUACAUUAUUGGCAGUUCCAGUACUUUACUUUAUCCUUCGUCAGGAGGGAGUGAUGACUGGAUGAUGGCUAUGGGUGGUGCUCAACUAUCAUUUUCCAUAGAACUUCCCGGAAGUUCAUUUGUCACAAAUUCAACAAAAAUUAAAUCUGUUGGUAAAGAAAUAUUUGCAGCUCUCAAAGUGUUUGCCAAGUUUGCCGAAGUAGGCAUCAAGUAUGGACAGACAACACAAAAAGAAAGUGGAGAUGAAAAUUCAGAAUAGAUAAAAAACCCGUUAUUAGCUAUAUUUAGAUACAAAAG
Messenger RNA from Leptopilina heterotoma, 1376 nucleotides. Its product is annotated as carboxypeptidase B-like. The transcript is spliced from 8 exons. The record is from RefSeq and is a predicted model, not a curated record. Gene Ontology annotation, biological process: proteolysis. The coding region runs from base 28 to 1338 and encodes 436 amino acids. Lineage: Eukaryota; Metazoa; Arthropoda; Insecta; Hymenoptera; Figitidae. Gene Ontology annotation, molecular function: metallocarboxypeptidase activity; zinc ion binding.